This is a messenger RNA of Xenia sp. Carnegie-2017, 1404 nucleotides long. Its product is annotated as F-box/LRR-repeat protein 2-like. The record is from RefSeq and is a predicted model, not a curated record. Gene Ontology annotation, biological process: positive regulation of protein ubiquitination; SCF-dependent proteasomal ubiquitin-dependent protein catabolic process. Bases 1 to 1404 code for a protein of 467 amino acids. Lineage: Eukaryota; Metazoa; Cnidaria; Anthozoa; Malacalcyonacea; Xeniidae. Gene Ontology annotation, cellular component: SCF ubiquitin ligase complex. Gene Ontology annotation, molecular function: protein binding. The transcript has 3 exons.
AUGAAUGAAAUACCUGAUAGUUUAAUACUUCGGAUUUUCAAGCAUCUGAGUAUUACAGAUUUGGCAAGAGCUUCAAGAGUUUGUCGAAAAUGGAAGCGAGUAACGUAUGAUUCAAGCAUAUGGCGUUCUGUUAACCUGGAAAAACUUUCGCGUAAUUUGGACGAUAAGUCUUUUCAACUUAUGGCGAAGUCGAGACUAGGUCUAUCUCUGAGGCAUUUGAAUUUAUCAAAUUGCGCGAUAUCCAGCAAAAUGUUGCGGCAAUUAGCAAAGAGUUGCAAAAACCUACAAAGUGUUGUAUUCGGAAAAGGUUCAAAGCUGUUAAACACAAGCAAUGAUGAAGUGAGUUUCCCUCCAAACUUAGAACUGCUGGAGUUACGACCAGCACGAGGAGAUUUUGCUUUUCUAAAAAGAAUACCGAGACACUUUACGGAGAUCAAGUAUCUGGGAAUCGGUAGCCAUUCUUCAAAAGGACCUGUUCCAAGAAUGUUCGUGAAAAUGCAGAAUUUGACAAUACUAGAUUGCACCAACUGUGAAGUGAUGAAAGAUGAGCACGUUCAAACGAUUGCAAUGUGCUGUCCAAAACUGGAAUCAUUUUGUCUCAACGGUUGCAAGAAUAUUUAUGGCACAAGUUUCGAAGAAUUGUUGAGACGUUGCAACAAACUGACGACUUUGUUGCUACGCUACACACCAAUACGAGACAACUGUUUCGACUCAAGAUUAUGGUCGCAAACCAAUUUGGAAGAAAUAGAUAUAUCAGCUUGUACACAUCUCACAAGAACAGGCUUGAUCAGACUUCUUACACAGAUCAAGAGUUUCCGUUAUCUUAAUCUUUCAUACUGUGGUAUCGGCCGUGCAGUAACAGACAGCGUUCUCAUUGCAAUGACCAGCUACGGUUCAAGCAAAAACAUCGAAAUGUUGGAUAUUCGUUGGAGCAUGAACGUCACGCCACAUGUUCUUCGUGAUUUCUUGAAAAGUUGCCCCAGCCUCAAAUGUCUUGGAAUCUAUCAAUCGUCCCACAUCGAUUGUAACGCAAUGGCAGAGCUCUUACAAUGCUUACCACGAUUGGAGAUUCUCGAGUUUGGUGCUUUUGGAAAAGCGUCGAUUUCAGAGAGUUUCUUAUUCCCAAACUUGGUGCAACAUUGCCCUGAAUUAAAAGCGUUGUCGUUGAUCAAUUUUUUGUCCUUAAAUCCAUACUCUGAUGGGCAACUUUUCGGUAGGCUUCUCAACGGUUGUUUAAAGCUCGAGCGAAUUAAUCUAUGCGAGCCUGAUCCUACUUUGACGUCACUUAUCGGAAGUAUUCGUGUCACGACAACAGCGAAGAUAACGCAACGAUGGCAAUGCGUGCUACCUGCGCCCGAUAUCACGUUGGAUGCGGUGAUGAACCAGCUCAGCUACCUAAUGUAA